UUUGGUAAAGGUGCCUCUUCAAAAUGCAAAGUGGAUAAGUUUGGGAGUAUUGAUGUAGAAUGGAUAGAUAAAAUAUCAGAGUGCCCAGUGUAUCGUCCAUCUAAGGAAGAGUUUGAAGUUCCUUUUGUUUAUCUGCAAAACAUUGCUCCAGACGCUUCAAAACAUGGGAUUUGUAAGAUUGUGUCUCCUCUGAGUUCUUCUAUUCCAGUGGGAAUAGUACUAAAGGAGGCAAGAGAUUUUAAGUUCACAACUAAAGUGCAAACUCUUUGGCUGGCAGAGUGGGGUACCAAUGACAAGGUCAACUUUUUUAUGAGAGGAAGGUACUAUACCCUCCGUGAUUUUGAGAAUAUAGCGAACAAGGUAUUUGCUCGUAGAUAUUGUAUUUCUGGCUGUCUUCCUUCCACACUAAGGGAAUUUUGGAAGGACAUGGCUCGUGGGAAGAAAAGAACAGUUGAAUAUGGAGUUAAUGUCGAUGGUAGUGCCUUUUCAUGUGCUUUGCAUGAUCAGCUUGGAAGAAGCAAAUGGAAUUUGAAGACACUUCCACACCUUCCCAAAUCAACAUUGCGAUUGUUGGAAACAGAAAUUCCGGGAAUAACAGAUCCCGUGCUUUACAUAGGAAUGUUAUUCACUAUGUUUGCAUGGCAUGUGGAAGAUCAUUACUUGUACAGUAUUAAUUAUCAUCACUUUUGUGCACCCAAAACCUUGUAUGGAGUUCCCAGUCAUGCAGCUCCUGAGUUUGAGAAAGUUGUCCAGCAUUAUGUUUAUAGUGGUGCUAUUUUAUCAACUAGUGGCAAGGAUGGAGCUUUUGGUGUGCUUAUGGAUAAACCGACAAUGUUUCCCCCAAAUAUUUUACUGCAACAGGACGCCCCUGUUUACAAGGCUGUGCAAUUGCCAGGGGAAUUUAUAAUCACCUUUCCUAGAUCAUAUCACGCAGGAUUUAGUCAUGGUAAGAUAUUUAAUUGUGUUGAAGCAGUAAACUUUGCAAUAGGUAACUGGUUUCCAUUAGGGCAAGCUAGUCAGCGUUAUGCACUUCUUCGCAGGAUGCCAAUUGUUCCUUGUGAAGAACUUCUCUGCAAGGAAGCAAUGCUUCUUUCAAAGUCUUCAAAUCAGGAAGAUAGUUCCUUUGUGGACUCAGUCUCUCUCCAUUAUGUCAAGGUCUCUUUUGCAUGCCUAAUGCGAGUGCAUCACUGUGCCCCCUGGGUUUUAAAGAGAUUAAGAGCAACUCUGAGUGAAUCUCCAAAUUCUCAAGAAACCAUUUUCUGUAGCCUCUGCAAAAGGGAAUGUUACGUGGCACACGUUGCAUGCAAUUGUUGUAGAAUCCCAUUUGCCUCUUUCAUGGUAUCAGAUCUUCAUUCAUUCUAA
Messenger RNA from Camellia sinensis, 1362 nucleotides. NCBI's taxonomy places the organism in Eukaryota, Viridiplantae, Streptophyta, Magnoliopsida, Ericales, Theaceae. The record is from RefSeq and is a predicted model, not a curated record.